GGCGUGUUCUCACCUGGCCACGCCCCCUCAUGAAUAUUCAUCCCGUGACGCGGAGGCGCUGACGCUACUCGGGAGCAUCCGGAGCUGCGAGAACCGACGGGAGCGGCCGCCGCCAUGUGCGACUUCACCGAGGAGCAAACAGCGGAGUUCAAGGAAGCGUUUCAGCUCUUCGACCGCACCGGGGAUGGGAAAAUCCUGUACAGCCAAUGCGGGGACGUGAUGCGGGCGCUGGGGCAGAACCCCACCAACGCCGAGGUCAUGAAGGUGCUGGGCAACCCCAAGAGUGAUGAGAUGAACCUGAAGACGCUGAACUUCGAGCAGUUCCUCCCCAUGAUGCAAACCAUCGCCAAGAACAAGGACCAGGGCUGCUUCGAGGACUACGUGGAGGGGCUGCGGGUGUUCGACAAAGAGGGCAACGGCACCGUCAUGGGUGCCGAGAUCCGCCACGUCCUCGUCACCCUGGGCGAGAAGAUGACGGAGGAGGAGGUGGAGCAGUUGGUGGCCGGGCACGAGGACAGCAACGGCUGCAUCAACUACGAAGCGUUUGUGCGACACAUCCUGUCGGGGUGACGCCGCAGGGAGUUGGUCCGGAUGGUGCUGAGCGGCUGAAGCCCCCGCGUGACCCCCUUUUCCCCCCUCACCCAUCCUCUGGAUUUUGUGCCUUUUUCCCACAUUUUCCUCCCGGGACACCCCCAGCA
Molecule: messenger RNA, 698 nt
Organism: Cuculus canorus (common cuckoo)
Lineage: Eukaryota; Metazoa; Chordata; Aves; Cuculiformes; Cuculidae
Gene: MYL6
Product: myosin light chain 6
Exons: 7
Coding region: 115-570 (151 amino acids)
Cellular component (GO): myosin II complex
Molecular function (GO): structural constituent of muscle; calcium ion binding
Source: RefSeq, a predicted model, not a curated record